ACAGAAGAGGAAAGGAGACGCAGAGAGAAGGGGUGGGAACAGCAUGUAAACCCAUUGAGAUCAUUCUGAGCCAGAGAAAGAAAAACAAAGGGGUGAAAAUAGAUUGUUAAAAUGUGUUGCUUCUGCUGGAGCUCCAGCAGCAGCGAGGAGGAAGAUUUCUAGGGAAAAAGCUCUGCAGGAUUCAGAUCUCAGUAUAAUUAGGAUCAGUUUCUGCUUUGGUCAGCUCUGAACCGAGAAGCAGCCGCAGGAAGUCAGAGGAAACUUCAACCUCGAGCUGCUCGUCCAGGACUUGAUGCUCUGCUUUCAGAUUUAGUGAAACCGGGAAGCAAAAAUGAACCAAACUGCAUCUGUUUCGCAUCAAAUUGAUUGUCAGCCCUCUAAGGAUAGCAAGGAGUUCGUGGACAUCAGCCCCCCUCAGAGGAACUGGAAGGGCAUCGCCAUCUCUCUGCUGGUGAUCGUGGUGGUUUGCUCGCUCAUCAGCUUGUCGGUCGUCGUCCUCACACCCACUGAGCUUCCUGGAAGCACCAAGUCCAGGUUGACUGUGGCAGACCUUUACAAACCAGAGUUCAAUGCUCAUGACCCUGAGGCCCAGUGGAUCAGCGAUUCAGAGCUGGUGUACAGGAACAGAGAUGGUCAUGUCAUCAAGUUCAACUUUGUCCUGAAUGAGACAGAAGUCAUUCUGAGUAACAGUACAUUUGUUGCUUUCAAGGUGGCGAAGUACUCUCUCUCUCCAGAUCUGAAGUAUGCGCUCUUUGCAUACGAUGUUAAAGCGGUGUACAGAUAUUCAUACACAGCCUCUUACAUCGUGUACAACAUCUACACAAGAGAAGUUUGGGAGCUCAACCCUCCUGAGGUUCAGAACGCCGUGCUCCAACAUGCAGCCUGGGGAAGGCAGGGACAACAGCUGAUUUACAUCUUUGAGAACAACAUCUACUACCAGUCAGAUGUAAAGAGCAACUCGCUGAGAAUCACCUCCUCGGGGAUGGAAGGAGUUAUCUUCAAUGGGCUCGCAGACUGGUUGUAUGAAGAAGAGGUUCUUCAUUCUCACCUGGCUCACUGGUGGUCACCUGACGGAGAGCGACUGGCUUUUCUCACCAUUAACGACACCCUGGUGCCGAACAUGGCUCUGCCUCAGUUCACCGGCAGCGCCUACCCCCGAGGCACGCAGUACCCGUAUCCCAUGGCCGGUCAGACAAACCCUGCAGUCAAGCUGUCGGUGGUCAACCUGUUUGGUGUGACACACAUUCAGGAGCUGCAGCCUCCAGAUCAGCUCAGACUCAGAAAUUUCUACGUCACCAUGGUGAAGUGGAUCAGUAACACGCAUCUCGCUGUUCGCUGGCUUAACCGAGCCCAGAAUGCCUCGCUGCUGACGGUGUGCGACACCACGAUAGGAGUCUGUCUUAAGAGACACGAGGAGUCCUCAGAGACAUGGAUCUCCAGACAGAGACAGGAGCCGCUGUUCUCCGAGGACAGGAGCAGGUUUUUCCUCACUCUGCCCGUCAAACAGGGAGGUCAAGGAGAUUUCCACCACAUCACCAUGUUCACCAAGAAGUUACGAAGCGACCAGGUUGAAGUUCGUCACUUAACAACAGGAGACUGGGAGGUGACGAGAAUUUUAGCUUACGAUGAAAAUAACCAAAUCAUAUAUUUCCUGAGCACAGAGUACGCUGCCAAACAAAGACAUUUAUACAGUGUGUCGACCCUCGGCUCGUUUCCACGGCAAUGCCUGACCUGUGGCUUGAAGGAGGGGUGUUCUUUCUUUGACGCGGACGUCAAUCCCGACGCACAGCACGCCAUCCUGUGGUGUAAAGGUCCUGGCGUUCCAGCUGUGCUGCUUCUAAGUUUCGACAACGUGGACUCAUAUUUCAUCCUGGAGAACAACCUCCCUCUGCAGUCUGCACUGGCGACCAGAAGGACGACUCUGACAGAUAUCCAGAUGAUCACAAAUGACAACUUUGAGCUGCCUCUGAAGCUCAUUUAUCCUCCUGACUUCUCAGAGUCUUUCCUCUACGGUCUUCUCCUCAUUAUCGGCAGCGCUCCAGGAGAACAGGCGGUGACUGAGGAGUUCAGGCUGGGCUGGGACUCGGUGCUAUCAGGAUCCGAGCAGGUUAUCGUGGUGCGGCUUGACGGCAGGGGAUCGGGCUUCCGAGGUCAAAGGGUUUUACAGCAGGUCCAUCAGAGGCUCGGCACGGUGGACGCAGACGACCAGAUAGCAGCUCUGGAAUACCUGGUAAAGCUGCCGUUCAUUGAUCGCAGUCGUGUCGGAGUCUUCGGAGAGGGAUAUGGUGGUUACCUCACGCUAAUGAUGCUGAAAUCAACUGAGAGACUGAUCAGGUGUGCAGCGGUUCAGGCUCCUGUCACUGACUGGACCAUGUAUGCCUCAGCCUUCUCUGAGAGAUACUUUGGCUCUGCUUUAACCGAAGAGAGCAGAUACCAAGCUUCCAGAGUCCUGCCCAACAUGAAAGGUCUCCAGGGAGGAACUCUGUUUCUGGUCCACGGCACUGCUGACGCAAAUGUUCAGUUCCAGCACUCAGCAGAGCUCAUCAAGCACUUAAUAAAGAUCGGGGCCAACUACACUUUGCAGAUCUACCCAGACGAAGGCCACUUCCUGUCAAGACGCAGCCAGAUUCAGCUGAGUCACUCCCUAAUUGGAUAUUUCAGAGGAUGCCUGCUCGACGCGUCGCCGUUACUCGACCAGCGGGACGACGACUGAGGUUGUUAGUGUGUUUCUGAGCUUGUGUGCCCCUGAUAGACUGAGCGUAUGUGUGUGUUGUGUUUUAUACCUGUAGCACAAUGUUUGAUGGAGAAAACAAGCUUCUGUGUGACAUAUCAAGAUUAGUUUCUACUGUUUGCCACAGUUCAGCAGCAGCUUUAACGUCCAGUAUCUGUCGUCAGCCUCAGAAUGAGAUUUUUAUGGGCUGAUGAUUCAUUUUGGUUUCAUUUGCAAAAUGUUGGUGGUUUCAACUCGAGUGGUAAUAAAGACUAAACAAACUGCAGAAUUUACAAUAGCUGGCUUCAUGACAGUAUCUACUGUCUGUACAGCCUUAUACCAGCGGCAGUGGUUUGGUUUCAUGGUGUCAGGUCAUGUUACACCUGUCCUGUGGCACCAUGUUUAUUAAAGGUGAGUUCAGUUGUCCCAGUUCAGCAAGAAGAGAAGCAACAUCAGAACCAGAAGGAAUUUGCAAAGGAAAUGUAAGUGACAAAUAAAGCAAAUAAAAGCUAGUGCUAAAUUACAAACAGUAUGUUGGUGUACAUUCUCAUCAUCUAGGUUAUGGUAAUGCUGAGAGCUUGAAACAAACCACUGAACUUCUUUUUCUUGGUUCUUGAAGAUGCUUCAUGUCUCACCUGAAAGGCCUGAGCUCUAACCAGUCGCUGGAGAGUUUUAAAAGGAAGACUUUUCCACAUGGUGGUGACUAAAUUCAGUUCAAUUUAGUUCAGUUCAAAACUGUUUUGGUCACAAUAAAUGCAAUUUAAUUUACUUCUUUUUGGUUAAAUUAAAUACAUUUCAGUUCAUUUAAAGUCGUUUCAGUUUAAUUUGUUUUAAAUCAAUUCAGUUUAAUUCAGUUUUAUUUAUUUAUUUAAAGUGCCAAUUCACAACAGUCCAUGUAAGACAGCAGGUCACUGAUGUCCCGUUAUAAUCCAGUUAAUACAAAUGUACUAUAUGAUCCACUUUAAUCCAAUUUAUGCCAAUGGUGUUGAUAUGAACCCAGUCAUAAAAUGAAUUGUCGAGCUAAGGAAACCAACAGAUUCAACCCUCUAUCCUGAGCUGCAUAAGGUGACAGCGGAGAGGAAAACUAGACCAAUUGGAGGUGGAGAAGACAGGACAGAGGGGUCACCAUGACUCUAAGCCAAGGAGGCCUGCUGAAAAAGAGAAAGACAAAUUACCCAGUGCAUCGUGGGUCGUCCUGCAGCAGCUUUGACCUACAGCGGCAGGACUAAAAGGAUGGAUCAGGGUCACCAAGCCAGGCCUACUAUAAGAUUCAUCAGAAAGGAAAGUUUCAGGGUGAUCUGAAGGUAGAGAGGGGGUCUGCUUCCUGAAGCCAGACUGGGAGCUGCUUCUUUGAGAACCUCUAGGAACCACCUACUGGUGGGAAAAUCUGGAGCUAUGAGAUCCUUAAGCCGGAGGUCCAGUGUGUGAAUUGUUAUAAAACAAGGCUCUAUUGUGGGUGCUGGGGAACUGAUAUCUUUCUUGAUGCAUAUAUGUUCUUCCCGUUUUCUCUCCAUCCUUGUAGGGGCAGUUUCAACCAAAUAGUGUGAAGGACUGAUGACGGACUAUGAUCAUAAUAACCUUUAUUGUGUGAAACUCCCCACAGACUUUCAGAUGAGAGAUGAAACAGCUUCAAGGCACAAGAAAAAAAAUCCAGUUGCCUUUAGAUCUUUAGAUCAUAAUUUCAACUGUUAUCAGCCCUGAUCCGAGUGAAUCGAACAAAGAAAAAACUAAACCCAGACCUGUUUCAGGCAAUGAAAUCAAAUGCGAGACAUUUGAACACAUUAGAAACACAUCUGCUGACAGUAAAUCCCAGCUGCCCUGUAUGAUGGGCUGACUGAACUUUAAAACCAGCUGGUGGAGCGGAUCGUCUCGUCUUGAUCUGCCAGUGCUGCUCGUCGUAACGGUGAUAAAUAUGCUUACCAAGUAGAUUUGAACACAAAAGGUCUUCACUCAACUUCUAUGGAGCACAUCUGGUGGCAUCUGUGCAGGAAAUAUUAUAAGUGAGGUCAUGUGUUACGUAGUGAGAAGAGCAAACACGGGGAAUGGAAUUUGAUUUCAGCUGAACUUUUAUUUAAUAGCAUUAAAAACUGACAUGAUGUUGUUAUUCAUGACAUUGGACAACAACUUCCGACUCAUUUAAUCCUAAAAAACGUCAAGAUAAACUAAAUUAAAUGCAACAAAGAAAUAAGUUUAAAUGCCUUUAAGUUUUUAUUAUUGUUAAUGUUUGCAGGGAAUGUUUUUGUGCCUAUAAUCACAUUUUCUUUUAAAGAAGCCAACUUUUUUCAUAAGUAUGAUUCAUGUUACACAGAUCUGGGUUGAAAGUUUUUGUAGAUUAAAUGAUGAUAAAACUUUAUUUCCCGGGGGAUCGGCUUGCAGGCGGUUCGUGGUGUGGGUCUUGUUCUGUAUGUGGGGCAGCUCAGCAGGUUUGAGUCAUCCAGCUUGUACACAGCAGCAGUGCUACACAAAUGUACAGUUCUUGAUGUGACAGGAUGUUUCUUUUUAACCAGUCAGUGUUGGUGUUCAUACAGAGAUUUGUUUUUAUUGCUUCCAAAGGUAUUUAUCAUUUCACACCUUCUUUGUGGUUGUUGUUUUCCAGAUGACAGUCUAAUAUGUAUAUUCUAGUUGCAGGCUUUUGUGUUAGUUUUACAUUAAUGUGUCUGUGUUUUGGUGAAUGAUUUUUGGAUUUAAAGUAAUUUCCUGGUUUUUUAUGCAACUUUUGCAGCAAACUUUGUGCAUUUCCAGCUGCUUCAGGUUGUAUUUUUUGGGAAAUAAGAGCAGGUUAAAGUGUUAUCCUUAAAGCCCUGCAAUAAAAGGCAUAACAAGUGUUAUGGCAACACA
Messenger RNA from Melanotaenia boesemani (Boeseman's rainbowfish), 5548 nucleotides. Its product is annotated as inactive dipeptidyl peptidase 10-like. Gene Ontology annotation, molecular function: serine-type peptidase activity; dipeptidyl-peptidase activity. Bases 332 to 2713 code for a protein of 793 amino acids. The transcript has 27 exons. NCBI's taxonomy places the organism in Eukaryota, Metazoa, Chordata, Actinopteri, Atheriniformes, Melanotaeniidae. Gene Ontology annotation, biological process: proteolysis. The record is from RefSeq and is a predicted model, not a curated record.